UGAUACGUUGAUAAAGGAGCGCUCCUUGAAUAGCACUCAGACGGCAAAGGUUACCAAUCCUCAGUGUCACGUACCAGAGAACACAGGCUGAAAACUCUUUGUGUCUGAGGUGGUUUUCUAGAUCAUUAAGAAUCACUUGCUUUAAGCUGCAAACAUGCUUCAGAGCCGCAAAAGGACAGCUCAUCGAGCGGCUGGGCCAGGAGGAAAAAGACAACGGAUGUCUAAAGGAGCACCAAUGUACAGCCACCACAGAAACAUGUUCUCUAAGCACCAGGAUGGCAGCCACAAGCGCGAAAAGCCUUGGGCUGCUCUUGGUGCCUGGUUCAUGGGGCCCAAGGCAGAGAAUGGAAAUGUGUUCCACGAACUUGUCACUCAAACUAUUGAUUCCCAGAUAAACUUCCGUCGUCACGUAUAUUUUCCGUGUGAUCCUCCUUACGUGACCGAUGAGCUCCGUGAUACACACGCAUUUAAAGCUUCCAUGAACAAGUUAAAAACUGAGAUGGAAGAACUUCAAAAUAAAAUGAUGAAUUCUGUGCCAUUCUACAGCUCCAGAUACAAGGGCCAUGUCAACUGGGAUGUAGCUAUGCCAGCUCAUCUUGGUUACAUCUGCGCUUUGUUAUACAAUCAAAACAACUGUGCAGCUGAGGCAUCCACCGUGACAACCUCGUUCGAGCUGGAGGUUGGGACCGACUUGUGUGUCAUGAUGGGAUAUGAUCCGAAAAAAAGCAUGGGACAUUUGGUGACUGGAGGGACGGUCGCCAACAUUGAAGCUCUUUGGGCAGCACGAAAGGUCAAGUUCUUUCCAUUAGGACUACGAAGGGCUCUGUGCAAAGAGGAGAAAUUGGCUAAUGCGAAACAUUAUGAGGUCUUCUUUCCCCAAAGGGGAACGAAAGGGGAACUGAUCAGUGGCACUGAAUGGGAAUUACUCAACCUUGACACCUCCUCCAUCCUCACUAUGCCUGAGGAGGUGCAAAAACUGGCUGGGCUGGAAAAUUCCAGUGAUUUCAUGGAAUUACUGUCAGAUCAUCUCUACGAGUCUGUUGGGGCAGCUGAGUUUGCUCGCCGCCAUCCCCUGAUAGAGAAGACCUGCGUGAUAGUAUCUAGUACCGCUCAUAUUUCCUUCACAAAGGCAGUCACCAUUUUGGGAUUGGGUAAAAAUAGCCUCGUUCCAGUGGCAGUUGAUGAAAACUCCCGGAUGGACGCAGGCGUUUUAAAAGACAUCUUGGAGAAGUACCUAGACACGCAGGUUCCUGUGAUGGCAGUUGUCGCAGUAAUGGGAACCACUGAGGAAAGCUCGAUUGAUCCUCUCACUGAUAUCCUCAAGAUACGAAAAGAUUUCAGUAAAAAGGGGCUCGACUUUAGCAUCCAUGCCGACGGAGCCUGGGGUGGAUAUUUCUGCAGCAUGUUACGUGAUCAACCCAAAAACUUUUAUCUUAAAGCACCGGAAGACUAUGGCUUUGUGCCUCAGUUAUAUCUGAGUUCCUAUGUCCACGAUCAGUUGUCAGCUUUGGACCAAUGCGACACCAUCACUAUUGACCCUCACAAAUCUGGCUUCUGUCCCUACCCUGCUGGGGCGCUGUGUUACAAAGAGAAGAAGAUGAACACCUUCCUCCAAAUCACCAAUAGUGUGGUCUAUUACCAUGGUGAUAUGACUCUUGGUGAUAUUGGAAUUGAGGGAUCUAAACCAGGUGCAGCUGCGGCAUCCGUUUUGCUGGCAAACAGGGUUAUUGGUCUACACAGAAAUGGCUAUGGUAGGAUUCUAUCUGAAUGUACGUUUACUGCCAAAAUGUUGUACUGUCUUUGGAUAACCCUCCCUGAAGAGGAUGACCAGUUUAUGAUUGAAACCACUAAACCGCUGCCAUCUUCAUGGAAGGGAAUGUCGGAGAAGAAGCAGAAGGAGUUUAUUAGAGAAAGAAUCAUUGCUAAAAGUAAUGAAGAACUCGCCAAGGACGAUGAAGCCAUGGAGUAUUUGAAAGAGGUUGGUCCAGACACGCUGGUUUCGUGCUUUACCGUCAAUUUAAAGGGAAAUAAAAGCGUCGACGUCUGCAAUUCCCUCAAUAUGGCGAUAUUUCAAGGCCUCAGCCAUUCCUCAGGAGAAAGGACUGCACAUCGAAUUCCAAUGAUUGUGACAUCAUCUAGCAUGCUUCACCACAAGCACAGCUCUGCUCUGAAGAACUUUAAAAAGAGGCUGGGGCUUGAUCCAAAGGGUGAUUCCUCUGUCAAGUUCCUUAUUACCACUUGCAUGGAUCCAUGGGCAACUUCCGUCGAAUUCUUGGAUGACUUGGCUUCUAUCAUGAGGAACAGCAUUCUCUGUGCCAUUGGAAGGGUUAAAGAUCCCAAGUCCCAUCAUGACUUUGUCAGUACAGGAGUGGUUAACGAUGAGCACCAAGUCAUCGUUUAUUACGCAGGCAACUUCAACAACAUCUCCAAGCAGUAUGGUACUGUCGCCACUUUGCAGUUUAACUUAGAUAGUCAAGCCAAAGAGUACACAUCCAAGCAGGACUCUGUGAUGGCUACCAGCACCGAACCCAACCCAAUUGUCUUCCGAAGCAAAAAAAGUACGCUAUAUGAUGUGUUUUUUGGAGAAUCGGAGUACGGAGAUAAAGCUGAAGUGUUUGAUUUAUUCAUCGGACUGCCUUCUCGUGGAAGUAAGCCUUUCAUGACAGCUAACUUGAAGGUGGUGGAUGUCCCACAGUACGAACACUUUGAUGACGAUGAGUACCCAGAGUUCCUUUCCUAUUUCAUGUAUGGUGAUAAGAAGGACGCUUUCUUGUUCCAUAUUCCAACUAAGAAUCCUGACUUCCUCCAGAUAGUCAAACUGGAUGGCAUUCCCAAGGGAGUAGGCUCAGAAGGCAGCAAAGAUCUCCUGCUAAAGAAAGGCAUUGAGGUCAACUUGCCUGAGAUCAGUGGAUCCUGGCCAGAAGAUCAUGACGAUGUGAAAGAUCCACUCAAGAAUCAAAAAUACGAGAUCAAAUUUGUUGGAAUCGAUGGCGAAGAAGUUGCAAGUAAAGUGAAGAUUGAAAGCAAUGUCUGGUUUGAUGGAACUAACCUCAACAAGUAAAGUUUACUAAGAUUACCGCUAGUGCUUUGAGAAGAAAUUAGAACCGUUAUUGCAGAUAAUCAUUUGUCAUGACACGUAACAUUUGCCCUCAAUAAGCAAGCCAAUAGGUUAGUUUUUCCAUUUACGUUUUCAAACUUAGUUAGGUCAGUGCAGCCACAGAGUUUGCAACAUUAUAAAGAAAUAAGUUGUCUUAAGUAUCUGAUGGAGUUUAAAAUGAUUCUCCAAAACAUUCAAUAUCGCCGUGAAGAGCACGUUGCAUAAGCACGAGAGCCACUGCUUCAUACACCAGGACCGAUGGCCAGAUUCUUCGCCUUCUUUACUCUUGUUUGCCUUUUAUCCGGUAUCAGAUUUAGCAUUUUCUGUGUGUUUACUGGUUGAAAUAAAACAACACAAUGAAAUCCAUUAUCUGA
Messenger RNA from Stylophora pistillata, 3471 nucleotides. RefSeq lists its product as uncharacterized. Gene Ontology annotation, biological process: carboxylic acid metabolic process. Gene Ontology annotation, molecular function: carbon-carbon lyase activity; pyridoxal phosphate binding. The record is from RefSeq and is a predicted model, not a curated record. NCBI's taxonomy places the organism in Eukaryota, Metazoa, Cnidaria, Anthozoa, Scleractinia, Pocilloporidae.